CGCUUGUCAUCAAACCCCGUGUAUCCUUUUCUAACCCUAAAUUUUUUUUGAUUGCCUAUUUAAAGCCCCCCAAAUCGAGUCCCUCAAUUCCAUCCAUCCAUCGAUCGAUCGAUCUUUAGGGUUUCCUUUUGGUCCUUGUAGCUGUUCCCCCCACCCGAUUCUUCUUCUCUAUUUCGCCCUUUGAUCCGCCGAGGAGGAGAAGGGUUCGGAUUCUUGCUCCCUGCUCAAAUUCAUUGAUUGAUUUGUGAAUGUUUUAAUGGAGUCUAAAGGUGGCAAGAAGAAGUCUAGUAGUAGUAGUAGUUCCAUGCAAUACGAAGCUCCCCUAGGCUACAGCAUUGAAGACGUUCGACCAAACGGAGGAAUCAAGAAGUUCAGAUCUGCUGCUUACUCCAACUGCGUCAGGAAGCCGUCUUGAUAGCCCUACUGUUCGACCUCAGUAGUUUAGGGUGUCUAGUAUUUCCAUUCUGAAUUCUGUCAAUAAUUUACUUUCUGGCUAGCUGCUUUCUAAUAACCAAACCAAUCUCUCAAUCCCUCCCCUUGUUUCUCUCUGUUCUCUCUCUUUCCAACCAAUGACAAUCAUGAAUACCUCUCCAAUCGGGUUUGAGGGCUUUGAGAAGCGCCUAGAAAUCACAUUCUCCGAGGCCCCCCUCUUUGUAGACCCACACGGUCUUGGCCUUCGCGCUCUUUCUCGUGCACAAAUCGAUUCAAUCUUGGAUCUUGCCUUUUGCACCAUCGUUUCCCAGCUCUCAAACAAGGACUUUGACUCCUAUGUCCUCUCUGAGUCGAGCCUUUUCGUUUACCCAUACAAGAUAAUCCUUAAGACCUGUGGCACUACAAAGCUCCUCAUGUCAAUUCCAAGGAUCCUCGAACUCGCGUCUGAGAUCUCACUUACGCUUAUGUCUGCUAAGUACUCUCGUGGCACCUUCAUCUUCCCAGGAGCUCAGCCUUCUCCUCACCGUAGCUUCUCAGAGGAGGUUUCCACCCUUGACCAAUUCUUCGGCAAGCUUUCAUCUGGUGGAAAUGCCUAUGUCAUUGGAGAUCCAGCAUCACCAAACCGAAACUGGCACAUUUAUUAUGCCACCAAUAAGCCUGAGCUUCCAAUGUUGACUCUCGAAAUGUGCAUGACUGGACUCAACACCGAGAAGGCAUCGGUCUUCUUCAAGAGCAACCCGGAGUUAUCUCAGACCAUGAAGAUGACUGAGCUAGCUGGAAUCUCGAACAUUAUUCCUGAAAUGGAAAUAUGCGAUUUUGAGUUCGAGCCUUGUGGGUAUUCUAUGAAUGCAAUCUGUGGACCGGCUGAGUCAACCAUCCAUGUCACUCCGGAGGAAGGGUUCAGCUAUGCAAGCUACGAGGCCAUGGGAUUUGACCCCAUGAAGCUAGAUUUUGGCGCUUUGAUUGAGAGGGUCCUCGACUGCUUUGGGCCCACUGACUUCUCUGUUGCUGUGACCAUCUUUGGUGGUCGUGGGUUAGCGGGCCCCUGGGGCAAAAGCGUCAACGUGGAUGGAUACAAGAGUAUUGAUACAGUUGAGCAAGAGCUUGCUGGUGGUGGUCUGCUGAUUUAUCAGAGCUUCUCUCAAUCGGUGGCAAUGGUGGGUUCUCCGAGGUCCACCCUUCACUGCUGGGAUGGAGAGGAGUCUGAAGAGGAUAAGGAGAAGGAUUUGAAGGAGAAGGGAGGAUUCUGAGAUGAUGGUUUCUAAGCUUUAUUUAAGGUUUGUGUCGGUUCUCUCGUGUUAGUUUUUGGCUAUUGGAGCAGCAAAGCCAGUUUGUUUUAGCGUCUAUGGUGUGUUUGUGUCUGAGAUUUGCAGAACGAGGCAGAGUCUGAAUAAAAAGGCUUGUGGUGUGGCCUGAAGCUUCUUCUGUUUGUCUUGUGUCGAAUCUCGUGUCGAACCGGAUUAUGUAAUAAGAGCUCUGUAGCAAGUGAUGUUUGUGCUACAAGGACCCAAAAAACCUGUGUUAAGUGAAAAUCCUGGAUGUUGUUUGCGGA
Molecule: messenger RNA, 1984 nt
Organism: Asparagus officinalis (garden asparagus)
Lineage: Eukaryota; Viridiplantae; Streptophyta; Magnoliopsida; Asparagales; Asparagaceae
Product: S-adenosylmethionine decarboxylase proenzyme-like
Exons: 3
Coding region: 570-1682 (370 amino acids)
Biological process (GO): spermidine biosynthetic process; spermine biosynthetic process
Cellular component (GO): cytosol
Molecular function (GO): adenosylmethionine decarboxylase activity
Source: RefSeq, a predicted model, not a curated record